CCCCAGUCCCUCCGCCAUGACACAUUCAAAAUACAGAAUACAGUACUAUAGAUGCAAUUAGACUGUAGCUGUCGUCAAGCUAUAGCCCGAAUAAAAAUCGACAACAAUACAAACUAAAAACUAAAAGCAACGGAGAAAGUAAAAUAAAAAAGAAACUCUAAAAGCAAAACCAUCCAGAUGACUCCGGACUCGGAAGGAUGGCGACAGUGGGUGCGCGAAAACUAGCCCCGGAGGCUCGUGAACCGGGACCUGGAGCUCGACGGCAUCACCCAGUAGAUGACCUCGGGCAGUCAGCGAGGCCAGGAACUCCCCUGAAGGCACGGCGCCGAGGAAAAGUCUGCCCGGAGGACUCCCCAGGCCUCGCCAUGUCCAGAUUCCUUGACGCCCACCACCAGGAUCUCGAGGACGAGUGCGGCUCCCUCGACGAGCUCCAGAACAUCCAGAGCGUGAUCAACGUCACCCGCCAGAACAUGGACGCCCUCACCAGCAAGUUUGCGAACUUUCUCCAGCCGCCGGCGAUCUACCUCCUGGAGUACUCCGAGCUCACCAGCAAGCUCCACGAGCUGGAGCUCAAGCAACAGCAGCUCGUUGACAAGCUCACCGCCGCUGGAUACCAGGAUGACGUUCUCGAGAGGUACAGGUGCCCCAGGACUCCUCUUAGGUCUCUUCUUCGCGCUCAUCUGCCCAAUCAGCAGCGCACCAGUGUUCAGGUAAAAGAAGGAAUGGCCCUGCGAGACGCUUUAGCAAAAGCGAUGAAGCUGCGCAAUCUGACCACAGAAAUGUGCGGCGUGUACAUAGUAGGCGCAAACGAUUCCAAGUACCCAAUCCCGUGGGACACGGACAUCUCCUCCCUGGAAUGCGACGAGAUAUCCGUAGAAAUCCUGGACAAGUUUCCAAUCACGACGUCAAUCAGCCACAACUUUGUCCGUAAGACCUUUUUCAGCUUGGCGUUCUGCGAGUGCUGUCGCAAGCUUCUGUUCCAGGGUUUCUACUGCCGAACGUGCAACUACCGGUUCCACCAACGAUGUGCCAACGGAGUUCCAGCUCUGUGCACCCAGUCCCGAAUGCAGGACGCGUAUUACCAAGCUCUGCUAGCUCACAACCCUGAGACAACCGCGGGAAUCUUGCAGCUUCCUUCAAGCUACGCACUGGCGCGUCACGCGCCCCUGGCUCCUCGGCGGCACCCAAGGACAUUAAACCAGCAGGACAGAAGUUCCUCAGCUCCUAACGUCUGCUGCAACAUGAUCAAGCCCUGCGACUCCGAAGACUUCCGUUCCCACCAGCGAACUUUGCUAUCCUCGGGGCCGAUUUCUCCCGGAAGCAGUCCUACGAAGCACAGCCAGUCGACCCAGGCCUCCCCGACGAAUACUUUGCGGCCCAAGCGGCCCCGAGCCAGGUCAGCUGAUGAAUCUUCCAAGAAUCUUCUGGCUCCCAGGGAGUCCAUCGAAGACUGGGAGAUUCCUGCUGAUGAAAUCCUGAUUGGGGCCAGGAUCGGCUCCGGCAGCUUCGGGACUGUUUACAAAGCCCACUGGCACGGCCCAGUCGCUGUCAAGACCCUGAACGUUAAGAUUCCGACCAACUCCCAGCUCCAGGCGUUCAAGAACGAGGUCGCUGUCCUAAGGAAGACCAGGCACGUCAAUGUCCUGCUGUUCAUGGGCUGCGUUAGCAAACCCCAGUUGGCGAUAGUCACUCAGUGGUGCGAGGGAUCUUCAUUGUACAAGAUGCUCCACGUGGACGAGACUGACCUUCCCUUCCAGACCCAAAUUGAGAUCGGUCGGCAAACCGCCCAGGGAAUGGACUACCUCCACGCGAAGAACAUCAUCCACCGGGAUCUCAAGAGCAACAAUAUUUUCCUCCACGACGACAUGACCGUCAAGAUCGGAGACUUUGGACUGGCCACUGCCAAGACCAGGUGGGCCGGGACUCAGCAGUUCAACCAGCCCACGGGGUCAAUUCUUUGGAUGGCGCCGGAGGUUAUCAGGAUGCAGGAGGAGAACCCCUAUAGCUUUCAGUCUGAUGUCUACGCUUUUGGGAUUGUCAUGUUCGAACUGUUUGCCGGACAACUGCCCUACAGCAACAACAGCAAGGACCAGAUCUUGUUCCUCGUUGGGUGUGGACGUCUUGUGCCUGAUCUUAAUAAACUGCGUGCGGACAUGCCCAAGGUUCUUAGAAGGCUAAUUGAGGAUUGCAUAAAAUUUUCCAGGGAAGACAGACCUAUCUUCAGGCAGAUCUUGGCGACCAUUGAAAGCCUAGUUCAGGGGCUGCCCAAGAUCACCAGGAGCAAAUCUGAGCCGAACCUUGGGUGCACUAAGGUCCAGUCUGAUGAUUUCUUGUAUAAUCCUUGCUCCAGUCCCAAGACUCCGGUCAAUUAUCAGUAUGGAGCUUUUCCCUUUUGUGGGGGGAAUAUUUAGUGUCUAGCCAGCUGGAGAUAAACCAGGGCUGAAAAUUAUCAGUGCGCAAUGUGCUCCUGGACUGUUAAGGGGCAAUAGUGCGGUUCUGAUUUAUCAAAAAAUAUUUAAGACUGUCUGAAGAUAGAUAGUAGUUUUAAAAAGGAUUUUAUGCUAUUGAGAAAUAGCAGGGAUUAUUUGUAAAUAUUUUAUUAAAGAGUGCGGGGAUUCGUCUCGGGACCACUCUAAUGGUUAAUGGCCUAAUUGUGUGGCGGACUCUAGUGGUAAUUUUGUUCAUUGAAGAUUGUCAUUUUUUGAGUAAGAUCAAGAUUUUUAAAUGAAAUUAUGGUGUCUUAUUUAUUAUUUAUUUAUGCGAUACGACUGAAUAGCUAAAUGUUUUAAAAUAAUAAUAAAUACGUGGAGAUACUUAAGUAUAAAUACUAUAUUAUAAAUAUAUUACAGUUGUCGAUAU
Messenger RNA from Cotesia glomerata, 2859 nucleotides. It is a transcript of the gene Raf, whose product is annotated as raf homolog serine/threonine-protein kinase Raf. Gene Ontology annotation, biological process: signal transduction; protein phosphorylation. The coding region runs from base 198 to 2411 and encodes 737 amino acids. Gene Ontology annotation, molecular function: protein kinase activity; ATP binding. The transcript is spliced from 2 exons. NCBI's taxonomy places the organism in Eukaryota, Metazoa, Arthropoda, Insecta, Hymenoptera, Braconidae. The record is from RefSeq and is a predicted model, not a curated record.